Molecule: messenger RNA, 1112 nt
Organism: Dermacentor andersoni
Lineage: Eukaryota; Metazoa; Arthropoda; Arachnida; Ixodida; Ixodidae
Source: RefSeq, a predicted model, not a curated record
UCCAGGCGGGCGGAACGCUUCAUACGUACUAAGAAAGCGAUAGCUGCUGCUUAUCCUUCGAUUCGAAGUCUCCUCGGUGUUGCGACUUGUCGAAUUUCUUUUCUGAAAAGAAAAUGUCGUUUCCCCAGCACCUGGCAAUGUCCACGAAGAUCAAGGCAUUACAAACCAAAAUAGCUCGAAGACCGGGUCACCAUUACUACUGGGAGUACGGAUACACAACGCUAAGCUGGAAGAAUGUCGAAACUCCCCCACCUAAAGCGGUCGGAUACACGGUGCGAAUUUUCGGAUUCUUCACGAAGGCCGGGGGCACAACCGAAGUCAGACUUCGCUAUUCAAAUAAAUACUUCCUGUCCGCAAUGAUAGAGCAGGGCCAAUACAAAUGUUACUCAUCCGGUUACGACAACUCUGAUAAGAAAAGGUAUACCGCGAAACCGAUACGAGUGCCCGAGCAGAGCUUCUUUUCUAUUGCUGUCAGAAUACAUAAGUCGAACACACUUGGCUCGCUGUACGAGGAGUACGUCAUGUUCACCGAGAAUGUUGGCGACAUCAUGUCGUAUAAAUACGACCUUGGUCUUGCAACUACUGGGCAUUCUAUAGUCUCCCUGCAUAUCACAAAUGAAGUAACUGACAUGACAUCACCGUACUGGGGCAGUGACUCAAUGCUCAAAUUUUAUUUCCCAGUAAACACAGUUGGCGUCUACACAGUGUACGUGAAAGACGGCAACCCGGUCGACGUGUACAUUCAGUUGGAGUACGAGAGCGGCUCAGCGAAAGAGUACUUCACCAAUAAAGUCGCGCAGGGCCAAGAACUUUGCUUCGUCGUCACGUUGUCAUCCAGGCAGAUUAUGGUCUCCAACGACUUCGACCUUAGGAAACCGGUCGCCUUCGUUGACAUGUCGGCGCCCUACUACGUCGCUGCACAAUUCCCCUCUGAACUCGUCCUAAAGAACCUCGAAGUGGUGAGCACCAGACCUUACUAGACAAGGCGACGAGCGGUUUUCGUACUUCUUCACAAGGCGUAUGAACGUCUCCGCUUCACUUCAUUGCGGAACAUUAUCCUAAACGGAGGUUCUCUUUGAAAGGAAAUAAAUUGAUUUACUGACAAAGCGUAA